AUGAGGAGCUCAGAAUUGAAAGCAUUCUUCUCUGCGGGUGCAAUUCUGGCAGGUCUAUGGAUGUCAGCCCAGUUCACCCUUUCCGCAGCAGAACUUGCCCAUGAUAAUCUGAGCUUGCUUGCAUUGGACCUGUCAGCGAGCGAUGAUCCGACUCAGGAUCCUACUCUUCCCCGAACGCAGCCAUUCGUCCGGGUAUGGCAGAAAUCGACUGAUGGACCAAUCCCUCUCGUGAGAGUGAACUGCCACAGCUCCAGCACGGGCGAUGCGGAGAUCAUAGAUUCCAUCAAAGCAGGGAAGAAGUUUGAAUUGUUCCCGGGGAACGACUCCUUCACCUGCACAUUCGUUUGGAUGGGUACCGACAGGAUGCUGGCCUCUCAGCACUUCGUGAUUUACUCGCCUCCAAAAAAGCAAGACGUCCUCAUGAUGCCCUUCUACUGCAGGCUAUGUUUAUGGACCUUCGACCACACCGGCUUCGACUUAUACAACAAUGCCACCAAGUCAGAGAGAGAGAGAGAGAGUGAGAGAGAGAGAGAGAGAGUAGAUGUGAUUGACGAUCCGGGUUUCGUGGACAAAAACGCGCACCUUUUCAGGGAACAAUGUCGAGAGCUCGAUGAAGUGUGGGAGCAAAGGGAAGGCGGUAAGGAUGGUGGGUCCAAACUACGGACCUCAAAAGAAUCCUGGGAGGAACAAGUGAAACCGCCCUUCCAGUGUACAUUCAGUUGGAUAUCCCUAACCCUGAGGUCGCAAAUCAUUCGCCAGCCCAAGAACACGACCACAUUAGACCCUCAAGAAAAUUCUUGCUGGUGGAUGUCGCGUGGCGACGGAGUCACGCACGAAGGAUCCAAAUCGCAAGCCGAUGAAGGCAAGCGUGCUUUCCACGUUCCCAAUAGAGCCACAGUCAAUUCUCGUAUAUUCAAUGCACAUGGGCACGAAGCCGUGCGUCAACUAGCAGACAGACACUUUCGUGUGCCCACAAUGUCGCCGUGCCAUAUGCAAGCGUCCACCGGCGCCACCUCAUUUCAUACUUGGUGUACAACUUCCCACCGCCAUCUAUCCAUUCUUUAG
Messenger RNA from Marchantia polymorpha subsp. ruderalis, 1065 nucleotides. Lineage: Eukaryota; Viridiplantae; Streptophyta; Marchantiopsida; Marchantiales; Marchantiaceae. The record is from the annotation of a GenBank genome assembly.